AUGCAAGAACUGAUUAAAUUGUGGAAGGAAUAUGAAUCCUCACACCCUGAUAAAAGUGGUGAUUUCGCAAGUAAUGGCCCCACUCUUGAAGUUCGGAUUCCAGCUGAGCAUGUAACUGCUACAAAUCGCCAAGUAAGAGGUGGCCAGCUAUGGGGAACAGAUAUAUACACAGAUGAUUCCGACCUUGUUGCUGUUCUCAUGCAUACAGGUUACUGUCGUCCCACAGCUUCCCCUCCUCCACCGACAAUGCAAGAGUUGCGUGCAACCAUCCGUGUCUUGCCAUCACAAGAUUACUAUACCUCCAAACUGAGGAACAAUGUCCGCUCUCGAGCAUGGGGAGCUGGAAUCGGAUGCAGUUACAGAGUUGAGCGGUGCCAUAUACUGAAGAAAGGAGGUGGUACUACUGAACUUGAACCCUCUCUUACCCACUCCUCAACUGUUGAGCCAACACUUGUACCAAUGGCUGUUGAGAGAUCUAUGACCACCAGAGCUGCAGCUUCGAAUGCUCUGCGGCAACAAAGGUUUGUUCGAGAAGUAACAAUACAAUACAACCUCUGCAAUGAGCCUUGGAUCAAAUAUAGCAUAAGCAUUGUCGCAGAUAAAGGUCUCAAGAAGCCUCUUUUUACCUCUGCCCGGUUGAAGAAAGGAGAAGUUAUUUACUUAGAAACACAUUCAUGCAGGUAUGAGCUCUGUUUCGCUGGAGAGAAGACUAUGAAAGCUUUUCAAGCCUCACAACAACACUCCUCCCAAGACGCUAUGGAGAUCGAUAAUAAUAAGUCACAGAACCUUCUAACUCAUGUGAUAAACGGUGACAAAACAGAGUCAGACAACAGUAUAAUUGAUGUUUUCCGUUGGUCACGGUGUAAGCAACCUCUCCCUCAGAAGCUUAUGCGGUCUAUUGGGUUUCCACUCCCACCAGAUCAUGUCGAGGUUUUGGAGGAGAAUCUUGAUUGGGAAGACGUACAGUGGUCACAAACUGGUGUUUGGAUUGCUGGAAAAGAGUACUCUCUUGCUCGUGUUCAUUUCUUGGCUCCCAACUAAAGAAACACAAGAAGAAAAAGCUUUCAUUUUUUUGUAACAAUUUAUCCCAUGGAAUUUCACAGCGCUGCAGUCACCAUCUGACCUACAUGUAUAUUUUAUAGUAAACUUAAUCGUAUAUUAUAGUAAACAUUUCAA
Messenger RNA from Eruca vesicaria subsp. sativa (arugula), 1176 nucleotides. Lineage: Eukaryota; Viridiplantae; Streptophyta; Magnoliopsida; Brassicales; Brassicaceae. The record is from the annotation of a GenBank genome assembly.